Molecule: messenger RNA, 2894 nt
Organism: Rhinolophus ferrumequinum (greater horseshoe bat)
Lineage: Eukaryota; Metazoa; Chordata; Mammalia; Chiroptera; Rhinolophidae
Gene: ZNF839
Product: zinc finger protein 839
Source: RefSeq, a predicted model, not a curated record
UCGGCCGCCAUGGCGGACGCGGAGCCAGAGGCUGAGGACGGCAGCGAGGAUGGCGGCGGCGGCGGCGGCCGGGCUCUCCCCGACCAGAGGGGCAGCGCCACCCGCGUGGCCCCGCUGGGCCCUGAGCAGCUGCGGCGGGUCCUGGAGCAGGUGACAAAGGCGCAGCCGCCGCCGCCACCCUUCGUGCUGCAGGACGCGGCGCGGCGGCUGCGGGACGCGGCCCAACAGGCCGCCCUGCAACGGGGCCCCGGCGCCGAGCCCCCGCGCCCGCCGCGCCUGCUGCCGCCCCAGCAACUGGAAUCCAUUUGUGUCAAGGUAACAUCUGGAGAAACAAAAGGUCAGGAAAGGCCGAUGCCCCCACUGGCCACCAUCCAGCCCACAACAGCCAGGCUGAGCCAGCCGCCCGGGAGGCACUCCAGUGUGUUGGGGCUCACUGUCACUAGGCCUCAGCUGCUCAGGGCACAGCCUCUCCUGAGUGCCAAGCCACAGCCACAUUUCCUGAGUCACUCACCUCAGCUUCCUGUUCAGUUGUUUGUACAGAGGCCACUGCCUGCCCUCCGACCGGUCCCUGCAAAGAGAGUCGCAGCCCCCCAGGCUGCAAAUGGACAGGAUGCCAUAUUGGCCCCUUUGUCAGUCUCUGACCCGCCGACACCUGUUUCAUCCAGUUCAGCAAAUUUACUGAUUUCCAACUUGUAUCCAAAACAUACUGAAAAACUGAAAAAAUCUUUAAAAGUGAAAACGCGUUCUGGGCGGAUAUCUCGACCUCCGAAGUAUAAAGCUAAAGAUUAUAAAUUUAUAAAAACGGAGGAUUUGGCCGAUGGUCACCCCUCAGAUUCUGACGAUUAUUCAGAACUGAGUGUGGAAGAAGAUGAAGAUCAGAGGGAAAAGCAGGUGCUUUUUAACUUACCAAGCUGCUCGCUGAGGCCCAAAACUUUCAAGUGUCAGACGUGUGAGAAGUCAUACAUAGGAAAGGGGGGACUGGCCCGGCACUUGAGACUUAACCCAGGCCACGGCCGGCUGGACCCUGAGAUGCUGCUGCCUGAGAAAGCCAAUGGGAGUAUGAUCCGGGGCUGUGUGGAGGGCCGGACCCUCAGCCUGGCAUCGCCACAGCCGAUCACACCAGCUCAUGUGCGUGAGGAAGGGCCCGGGUCAUCAGGGGGUGGCUUCCAGAAUGGCCAGUCUGUAGAAGUCGAAGAGGUGUUGGCGUCUGAACCAGCAGAUGGAAGAUCUUCAGCCCUUUUGGGACCAGAGGAACACCCAGGGCCUAGGAGUGGCUGCUCCGCGGCCCUUGCAGAGCCCGAUGUGGCCGGCCUGGAGGAGAGCAGAGCAGCUGAACCGCAUGGGAGUGCUGUGGCCGCAGGCGACAGCACAGCGAGGACCAGAGCCAGGCUCCAGGAGUUUCUCCACCAGUGUGACCGGGAGGAGCUCGUGGAAUUGGCUCUGCCUCAGCUGGCUCAGGUUGUGACCGUGUAUGAAUUUCUCCUGAUGAAGGUUGAAAAAGGUCAUCGCAAGCCUUUUUUCCCAGCCGUGUACAAGGAAUUUGAAGAGUUGCAUAAAAUGGUUAAGAAAAUGUGUCAAGAUUACCUCCGUAGUUCUGGCCCGUGUUCUCAGGAGCCCCUGGAAAUAAACAGUAAUGAGGUCGCUGAGUCACUAGGAAUCACUGGAGAAUUCCUGAGGAGAAAAGCACACACAGAUCGCAGUCCGCAUGCGUGCACCAGCCGAGAGGUGGGCAGGGAGGAGGAAGAGGCAGCCAGCCCACAGAAGAGGGAAAACGAGACGUCAGAGGAGGGGCUCGUCUCUGCGAAAAGGACCCGAAGGGCAGCUCUGCCCGAGGACACCAUGGAGUCUUCUGCCGACAGCGGAGGCCCGGGGAGGCCGGCCAUGUGUGCCCCAAUGGCCAGUGAGUGUUUUGCCUCUCGAGUAAAUGGGGACGCUGCCCACCAUCCUGAAGAAGGCCACACGAUGCCCGUUUCUGGUAGCGACACAAGCACAUCACAGGCCGGCCAGCAGCUUAAAGUACUUGCUGACCUAGCAGCUGGGGGUGGGGCUGCAGACCCUGCUCCCUGCUAUCAGGAGGUCAGUGGGCCAGGUCUUCAUACUCAGCUGGGAGAGCCCCGGAUGCUGACGCAGGGACAGGGGGCAGCAUUCCCCACGCAGAAUGCUCAGGGAAACUCUUCAGACUUGAACGCUGGGGACCGCCCGAGGAGCUGGGGUCUCUGCAGCAGCUCGAUGUCCACAGGAGGAGUGGCAGCAUCUUUGCGGCCUGGCAGGUCCGGAAACGCCGAGGCUGGAAAGCUCCACGAGAUGCCCGAGUACCAGCUGGGCGGCUGGCAGCCCAGCCCUGGUGAGGUCCCUCUUACGGAGGUCGCAGCCCCUCCACUGGAGAAAGUCCUGUCCACGGGUGUCCUGCCAGCGGACUGUGCCUGCAGCACCGUGUCUGAGCCGGGGCCUCAGCUCAGCCGGGACGGAGUGCUGUCCACCGAAGGAGGUCUCAGCAGCCAUGCGGGGGACUUAGACCAGCUUUCCUGCGGGCCCGGGAUGCACACUGACCCAAGAGCACUGGAAGGCAUCGUUGCUGUUGGUGAAGCCAUGACUUUUGAAAUUACCAACGGGUGCCAUGAGUUGCCCCAGGAGCAGAUAUUUAUUCAGACUUCUGAUGGGCUUAUCUUGUCCCAUCCGGGUUCCAUAGUGUCUGGGGAGGACAUUGUCAUACUGGCCGAUGCGGAGGGGCCUGCCCUGCAGACAGGCCCACUGGGAGGGGCCCCUCUGGGAACCUCGGAGGCAGAGCCCUCACUGUGAAACGGACUCAGAGCUGUAGCCCUGGAUUUGUACGUAUUUUAUCCAAAAAAAGGUUUAUUUCAAGUCAUGUGGUGUAUUUUUCUAAUGUGAAUACU